UUGUAGCUUCUAGACGUUACUGGAGGACUGCUUCUUCUUCUUCUUCGCUUUUUCUUUUGCAUUCCAGUGAUUGCCAAUCAUAUAUUUCCCCGAAGAACCACAAAUUGAAGCACAAACGGCGUCUCAUCCUGAUCCGAAGCACGAUAAACAUGUUCGGAGUAGUGUUUCCUAACCGGAGCUUCCCGAUCGACAUGUCUACUUUCGCCCAAAUCGACACCUUCCACUGGAUCCUCGACAUGAACACUUUCGUUGGUGAAGCCUACGAUCAAAUUCGCGAAAUCUGUAUCUUUUUAUUGAACACCUUCACGCUUCCAGCAGACAAGGCCCUCGCAGUCUACGUUCAGUCUCCGGGAUCACCUUUCGUGUUCUGUGGUGCUGUUACUUUAGCCCGCCCGUCAGCGGUGCUCUCUCUCAAUUGGCCUGAGUCAGGCGGUCAGAUGGAGUUAAUGGCGCCGGACGCUGCACCUGUGUCCGCUAAGAUAGGGAUUUCCGUGGAGGAUUUGGCGUCGCUGCCUUCGUUGGAUGUGGCGGCGGAGAAGAGAAUCGAACGGCUGGCUAUGAAAGUGGGGGAGAAUCUAUUCAAUUACAUGCAAUCGUUUUGUGGUGUUGAUGGGAGUAAGUUGAUUGUGCCUAUGGAUAUUUUGGACCGGUGGUUCAAGAAGUUCCAAGAGCGGGCUAAGCGAGACCCCGAGUACUUGAAAGGCUUUGAAUUGUAAUCUUUUCUUCGUCUUCCUCUGAAGAGAAAAAGAGUUUCUUCGCUUCUGUUGGACAAUCCUUUGGUACGUCAUACGUGAGCGGUGAAGCAUUAUAUUUCCACAAACUGGUUUUAAUGUGUGUUGAGAACUGUCAAUGAAAAUUGAAAUUGUGUUGAUUUUUGGACUCUCUCUGAUGGAAGAGUUGGUAUAUUUAUUGCCAGAUGUGUAAUUCCGUAUGAUGUAUGAAUUUAUAGUUUCAGUCGUAUUAUCUGCCGUAUCUUUAUUUUUCUUGCCGAAUGGCAUGCCGAUUUUUCUGAUG
Messenger RNA from Tripterygium wilfordii, 1014 nucleotides. RefSeq names its product protein OPI10 homolog. Gene Ontology annotation, molecular function: nuclear import signal receptor activity. Gene Ontology annotation, biological process: protein import into nucleus. Gene Ontology annotation, cellular component: nucleus; cytosol. The transcript is spliced from 2 exons. The record is from RefSeq and is a predicted model, not a curated record. NCBI's taxonomy places the organism in Eukaryota, Viridiplantae, Streptophyta, Magnoliopsida, Celastrales, Celastraceae. The coding region runs from base 150 to 716 and encodes 188 amino acids.